UAGAAUGUCCCUAUCGCAGUCCCCUCCUGUCUGCGACAAGAUCUGUUUGCGAUACGCGGCUCUCAUCUCCCUUUGUCUCACGCUGUUUAUAUCUUCUAUCUUAAUGCAAAGACCCUUGUGGUCGCUAUUGGAGAAAUCUGCUUUACUAUUCGAGCACACAUGCGCACCUGACAAACAUUGCAGAACAGCCUCUAACAUUCAGGACCACGACGCAUGACUCUGUCCGCGCACGUUCACUGGACUCGUCCAAGUGGCCGCGCAUCAUGACCGAUCUUUCAUCUGAGGACUGCGCCUCUACACAGGUCCCGCCUCACGAUGAACAGCAAGCCUUCACAUCUCAGUCGCACACCAGUCAGGGUACUUCAGGAUUUUCGACAGCCGAAUCGCCCAACUGUAGACACGAGGCGAACGUGGAGGUAGUUUACCCGUAUGCGAUCGAGGAGCCGGACGAUGAGCCGACCGACACCGAACAAUCGAUGGGAUCGAAGGGCACGCCAAUGACACACCUACUCUUGAGGGACAGCGCGGAUGGGCUGCAAGGCGAGCUGGUGGAUUCCAUGGAGGGGCUCUACUGCGACUCCGACAAUAGCAGCCACCGCGUGGGCAUCAGUCAGAGGAGAGGCAAGAAGAGAAAGUCCCCCGGCGCGACCCCAGGGUCAGUCUGGCUCUUUCGACGGUCGUCCUCUAGCACAACCCCCGAUGUCCAAUACGAACAACGCAGUGGAAGCCCCAAGAGGCCUCCCAAGAGGAGCAGGCACUCCAGAGAGCAAUCAGAAUCGCUGUGGCAACGCUACACCAGUGACACUGGGUCGUCCGGGAGCUUCACCUCGCUAUCCCCGUCCACGGACACCAGUGGGGCCACCCCCGACGGAUAUCCUGGGACCGACAGUAUGGAUACAAAUUGACGAAGCGCUUUAAAGGAACCAGAUGUGACCCUGGCUGGCUAAUCCGGGGUCCUGCUCGAGGCCGCCGGAUCUAGACGCCGGCACGUGACGUAGCUGAUGCAACGCUAGUCCCGAAAGAGCUGUCCCGUGUAUGACGUCAUGCGGUCCUCAUCGCCGUCACGGGGGCUUGAGACGACGACGACGAUGGAGACAGCGGAACGAUCUUCGCUCUUCGUCCAUUCAAUGCUCACAUAUUGCCUGAAUGAUCUCUAUCCCAUUGGCCUAUCAAUAUCCAUAUCAUGGCCACCAGAACAUCCACCCGUCAAGCUGCUCAGAAAGCAAAGGAAGCCAUUGCGGCUGCUCCUGAUGUCAAGAGCCGGGGUCCUGCCGGCUCCAAGCGCAAGGAAAGUGUCGACAAGGGCCCUGCACCGAAGAGAGGCAAGAAGGACGACAAGGAGAACCAGGAGGCGACCGAG
Molecule: messenger RNA, 1360 nt
Organism: Aspergillus heteromorphus CBS 117.55
Lineage: Eukaryota; Fungi; Ascomycota; Eurotiomycetes; Eurotiales; Aspergillaceae
Exons: 1
Coding region: 264-905 (213 amino acids)
Source: RefSeq, a predicted model, not a curated record